Messenger RNA from Paramacrobiotus metropolitanus, 1813 nucleotides. RefSeq names its product exocyst complex component 8-like. The record is from RefSeq and is a predicted model, not a curated record. The transcript is spliced from 11 exons. Gene Ontology annotation, cellular component: exocyst. Lineage: Eukaryota; Metazoa; Tardigrada; Eutardigrada; Parachela; Macrobiotidae. Bases 122 to 1813 code for a protein of 563 amino acids. Gene Ontology annotation, biological process: exocytosis; intracellular protein localization; Golgi to plasma membrane transport.
CGAACAUUUGAAUUUUUAGAUGUUUUAGAAUUUAUUUAUUUUUUGACCAGCCUUCGGUUCAUAGGAACAAAACGGACAGCUAAAUGAAUUUGAUUUCUUGCUUCCACUGAAGACCUUGGGAAUGGAACGAUCACAAAGAACGGACAUUCGUGAGCGCCUAUACAAUCGGGAUUUCGAUCCGAACUCUGAAAUUACGAACCUAAUUUCGCGGGGAAACGGUGUAGCGCAGAUUGAAGCCACGCGUAGACGAUUUGCUGAACACAAGGAAAAUGCCGUUUUGGAGUUGCGAAAGAAUGCCUUCAAAUACCACAAUGUCAUCAUCAACGCGUCCAAGGAAAUGCAGCAGUUGGAAAAAAAUCUUGCGGACUUGAAGGCAACGCUGGUUGAUGAAAAAACCGCUCUAGACAAUGCGGUGGAAACUUCGGAAGAAGCACUAGUUGCGCGUCGAGGCGCUGGCAAUCGACGAGCCGCUAUUAUUCAGACUAGCUCGCUGGAUGGGAUCGUUAAACGUUUCCGGACAGACGAAGAAACGGAAACGCACGAAGACUCUCAGUUGCCAUUGUGGUUCAAAGAUGCGGCUACGGACAUGGAGGAUCAUUAUGAGAUGCGUAAUUUUGUUGCGGCUGUUCGUCUGUUAGGCCAAGCCAGAGAGUUUUACCAGGCGCUGAACGACCAGACAGUUAUUGCACAGGCUGAACCUUUCUAUAGGAUGGUUUUGGAAGUGGAGGAAGGCUUAAUUGAGCGGCUGUUGCAAGGACUCAAAAGUGCUAUGGAGUGUCCAUUCGGAGUGGAUACCAAACUGUGCCAGCAGUUUGCUGAGCACCUGAAAUUGCUCAACCGUAGCUACGAAGCUGGCAUUACUUUUCUGGAUAACCAUACCAGAAUGUUGAAGCUGACCGUUUCGGGAAUAAAAAUGGAAGGAAGUAUACCUGUAUAUAUGAAGAAACGCAGUGAGGCCUUUUUUAAGCACCUUUCCAAAACCGUAUUGGACUACGAAGAAUUUGGCUUCCAGAGCCCGAAGUGCAAAUCAGCUCUAACUGGAUGGGUGCGGUUCCAUCUUACUACAUUCCUUUCUCAGCACGAAGAUCUGUUAUUCACUGACAGCCCAAAUCUUUCUGUCGCUGCUGAAUGCAUAAAAAUUAUCCGGGAGUCUUCCAACCAGGCUACUUUGGUUGGAAUGGAUAUCACGGCGUUACUGGACUCGUGCAUGGAGGACAACUGUGUGCGGCUUAUUGCCUUUCAAGUGGACCGCUUUGCUGAAUUACAGACAACUGCCCUGCAGGGUGCUAAAAUGCAGCCGACAGUUUUCGACAGCAAAGAAGCACUGAAAGACUACCUCGACCGAUUCGCAUCAUCGGGCCUGGGAUUAGCUGUGGCUUAUGUCGGUGCGCUGUUCCGUAAUACUGCCUUUUUGACGGGGCACCGCGGCAGAAGAGGGAGCAGUAGUCAAAGGGAUUUUCUAACCAGUUCUGUACUGCUGGUGGAUGAUGGAUUGAGAUUGAAUAUAUCGUCGGAUUUUAUCGACUUCGCAAAACAGUUCUUGCAGUUCGCCUGUGAUAUUAUGGAUGUUUGUCCCUCUUUCCUAAUGCGGAAUAUCCAGUUGUGGUUACAAAAGACAUUUUCGCCGUGUUUAAAAUCAUUGCAAGUAUUUGCCGCGAAAACAUCGGACAAUAAAGUUAAUCCAGAACAGGUGAUUGCCGAGGCCGUUGUUUUUAAAGGAGCGCUGCCAUUCCAUGAACAAAAAGCGGUGCGGGUCAGCCGCACUGACCUUUUCGAUCUCUUGAAGCUCCGUCAGAGGGGACGCACUAUAUGA